UGAAAUAUAGAAGAUCAUGAAAUAUAAUGAUACAAAUAGAGAAAAAAAUCAGCAAAAACAAACAAAAUCAGGGCCGGCAGGGAGGCGAAAACAUUUAUGUUUCAUUCAAAUGGCCGGUGUACCAUUUUAUUUUAUUUCUUCAUAAAUCCAUUUAUGAUGAUUGUGUGAGCAGCGAAAAAGCUCCACAAAAGAAACUGAAAUUAAGGUUGUGGAUGUGAAAGAUGGAAGGAGUUGAGCAUAGAGUUAUUAAGGUGAAUGGCAUAAACAUGCACGUAGCAGAGAAAGGGGAAGGCCCACUCAUUCUUUUCAUCCAUGGCUUCCCCGAGCUAUGGUACUCUUGGCGUCACCAGAUUGCUUCUUUGUCUUCCAAAGGUUACCGAGCUGUGGCACCCGACCUGAGAGGCUACGGUGACACGGAUGCGCCAGAUUUGGUCACCAGUUAUACCUGCUUCCAUAUAGUGGGGGAUUUGGUUCAGCUUUUAAAUAUUAUUGCCCCUAACGAACACAAACUGUUGGUAGUAGGGCAUGACUGGGGAGCAGCCAUAGCUUGGUAUUUGUGUUUGUUUAGGCCAGACAAAGUGAAAGCUGUGUUCAACGUCAGUGUGCCCUUUAUUCCACAUAAUCCACAAAUGAACCCUAUUGAUGGGUGGAGAGCUAUCUAUGGGAAUGAUUAUUACAUGUGUAGAUUCCAGCAACCUGGAGAAAUAGAAGCUGAGUUUGCGGAGAUGGGUACAGAGACAGUAGUGAAGGCAUUUCUGACAUACAGAGUUCCUGGUCCAAUAAUGUUACCCAAAGGGAAACCAUUUGGACAUUCAGCGGAUACCCCAAUUGCUUUGCCUUCUUGGUUAUCAGAGGAAGAGGUUCAUUACUAUGUCUCUAAAUUUGACAACAAAAGCGGCUUCACUGGUGGAAUCAACUAUUACCGAAACCUUCACAGAAAUUGGGAAUUGAUGGCACCAUGGACUGGUUGUGAUGUAAAAGUAGCGGCUAAGUUCGUAGUGAGUGAUUUGGACCUGGUAUACCAUAUGCCUGGCAUGAAAGAAUACAUUCACAAUGGUGGAUUCAAGAAAGACGUGCCAAUGUUGGAGGAAGUAGUGGUAAUGGAAGGAGUUGGGCACUUCAUCCACAUGGAAAAACCCGACGAGAUUAACAGCCUCAUUUAUGACUUCUUCCGUCAGUUUGAUUAACAUUUUGUUUUAAAUAAUCCUCCCCUGCUCCUGGGUAAUAAAAAUAUGGUGUUUCAACUCUGGGUGGGUUCAGCUGUAUUUCAGCCCUUCACCAUCCAUGUUGCCUUGCGUGUCUUCUGGUUUAUUAUGCUGCUCCAGCACUUUGUACUCCAGGUAUUAUUUGAAUAUAAAACUAAAAAAUUUUAAACAAUUAAAUAAA
This is a messenger RNA of Gossypium raimondii (Peruvian cotton), 1386 nucleotides long. RefSeq lists its product as uncharacterized. The record is from RefSeq and is a predicted model, not a curated record. The transcript is spliced from 3 exons. NCBI's taxonomy places the organism in Eukaryota, Viridiplantae, Streptophyta, Magnoliopsida, Malvales, Malvaceae. Bases 222 to 1187 code for a protein of 321 amino acids. Gene Ontology annotation, molecular function: hydrolase activity.